AAUAUUAUUGCAUUACGACGUUUUACAAAAUGUUCGCGUAUUUAGUGGUAGCAGUUAUAUUUCUGUGUCUUGCCCACAUUUUGCUCAACUACAAUAGGAAGGCUCGACUGAUCAGAAAAAUACCCGGCCCUAGAGACGACUUUAUUAUUGGCAAUGGAUUCACUGUUAUACGUUCUCCAGUCGAGACCAUGCAAAUGAGAAGACAACUAUGCACAGAAUUUGAUGGAAUCUUUAGAAUAUGGAUUUGUCCAAUGGGAGCGGUUUGCAUAUACAAUCCUGAGGAUAUUGAGAUACUCAUGUCGGGCAUGAAGUAUGGCGAAAAAAGUUUUGUCUACAAUUUCUUGAAGAAUUGGCUACGAGAUGGUUUACUCGUCAGUAACGGUGCAAAAUGGCAGACACGUAGGAAGAUCCUAACUCCAGCUUUCCACUUUAACAUACUGAAGCAGUUCUGUGAGAUCAUAGACGAGAACAGCGAGAGGUUUCUGGAGGUGCUGCACAAGACUGCAGGGAAGCCCAUUGAUGUGGUGCCCGUACUCUCAGAGUUUACCCUCAACUCCAUCUGUGAAACUGCAAUGGGCACUCAAUUAAGCGAUGAUAACAGCGCUGCCAGAUCGUACAAAAAAGCUAUUUAUGACAUCGGAUGUUUAGUUUUUGAUAGAUUCGUUAGAAUAUAUCUGUAUCCAGACUUUAUUUUCAAUUUGACGUCAAUGGGAAGGAAAGAAAGUAAAUAUUUGAAGGUAGUACACAGUUUUACUGAGAAUGUAAUAGAACAAAGGAGAGAAUACAUCGAGAAGAAUGGCAUCAACAUUAAUGAACAAAUUGAAGCUGAUGACGAUGACUCGUAUGUUUACAAGAAAAAGAAGAAAACGGCAAUGUUAGACUUACUUCUGUCCGCUCAGAAAGAAGGACAUAUUGAUAAGAUCGGUGUGCAAGAAGAAGUGGACACAUUUAUGUUUGAGGGUCAUGACACCACUGCCAGCGGUCUGACAUAUUGCUUUAUGUUGCUCGCUAAUCAUAGGAAAAUUCAGGAUAAAAUUAUUCAAGAGCUAGAUGAUAUAUUUGGUGAUGAGGACAGGCCUAUUAAGAUGGAAGAUUUAGCGAAGAUGAAGUAUUUAGAUUGCUGUAUCAAAGAGUCCUUGCGGCUUUACCCACCAGUACAUUUUAUUAGUCGUAAUAUAAACGAGGAGACCGUUCUAAGUAAUUACACGAUACCAGCAGGAACAUUAUGCCACAUCUUGAUCUCGGACUUGCACUUGAGACCAGAUUUGUUUAAGAACCCGACAGUGUUUGACCCUGACAGAUUCCUGCCAGAGAACAGUGUUGGUAGGCAUCCGUACUCGUAUAUUCCUUUCAGCGCUGGACCAAGAAAUUGUAUAGGUCAAAAGUUCGCCAUGAUAGAAAUGAAGAUAGCGAUUGCUAGGGUGCUGAGGAAGUUCCAUCUGUCCCCCGUCACGCGUCCCUGCGACAUCACAUUCACUGCUGACUUGGUACUCAGGAAUAAUGGUCCCGUGCUCGUCAAUUUUAUCAAACGAGAAUCAUGCACUAGGACGUUACUCAAAAUGUUCGUGUAUUUAUUAGGAAUAGUUAUAUUUCUGUGCAUCAUCCACAUUUUGUUCAACUACAAUGAAAAAGCUCGAAUGAUUAGAAAAUUACCCGGGCCUAAAGAUGAUUUCAUCGUUGGUAAUGGAUGGACUGUCAUACGAUCGCCUGUUGAGACAAUGAAAAUUGGACGAGAGCUUACCAGUCAAUUCGAUGGAAUCUUUCGAGUGUGGAUAUAUCCAUUUGGUGCAGUUUUUAUUUAUAAUCCUGAAGACAUUGAGAUAAUUAUGUCUAGUAUGAAGUACGGUGAGAAAAGUUUUGUCUACAAUUUCUUGAAGCCUUGGCUACGAGACGGUUUACUCGUCAGUAACGGAGAAAAAUGGCAGACACGCAGGAAGAUUUUGACUCCAGCUUUCCACUUCAAUAUACUGAAGCAGUUCUGUGAGAUAUUAGAUGAGAACAGCGAGAGGUUCCUAGAAGUGCUGCAACAGAAAUCAGGAAAACCCAUCGAUGUGGUGCCUGUCCUCUCGGAGUUUACCCUUAACUCCAUCUGUGAAACUGCAAUGGGCACUCAAUUAAGGGACGAUAACAGCACUGCCCGAUCGUACAAACAAGCUAUUUACGACAUCGGAUCUGUAUUCUUUGACAGAUUUGUAAGAGUAUAUCUGUAUCCAGAUUUCAUAUUCAACCUGUCGCCUUUGGGAAAAAAGCAAAAUAAAUAUUUGAAAGUUGUGCACAGUUUUACUGAGAAUGUAAUAGAACAAAGGAGAGAAUAUAUCGAGAAGAAUGGCAUCAACAUUAAUGAACAAAUUGAGGCUGAUGACGAUGACUCGUAUGUUUACAAGAAAAAGAAGAAAACUGCAAUGUUAGACUUACUUCUGUCCGCUCAGAAAGAAGGACAUAUUGAUAAGAUCGGUGUGCAAGAAGAAGUGGACACUUUUAUGUUUGAGGGUCACGACACAACUGCUAGCGGCCUGACAUAUUGUUUUAUGUUACUCGCUAAUCAUAAGAAAAUUCAGGAUAAAAUUAUUCAAGAACUAGAUGAGAUAUUCGGUGAUGAGGACAGGCCUAUUAAGAUGGAAGAUUUAGCGAAGAUGAAAUAUUUAGAAUGUUGUAUCAAAGAGUCCUUGCGGCUUUACCCACCAGUGCACUUUAUUAGUCGUAAUUUGAAUGAGGACACAGUAUUAAGUAAUUACACGAUACCAGCAGGAUCAUUUUGUCACAUUCUGAUCUUAGACCUGCAUUAUAGAUCCGACUUAUUCAAGAACCCGAAAGAGUUCGACCCUGACAGGUUCCUUCCGGAGAACAGUGUCGGCAGACAUCCAUACGCAUACAUUCCCUUUAGUGCUGGGCCUAGAAAUUGUAUAGGUCAAAAGUUUGCAAUGAUGGAAAUGAAGAUUGCGGUCGCGAAGGUACUGAGGAAGUUCCACCUGUCCCCCGUCACGCGUCCCUGCGAUAUCACAUUCACUGCUGACUUGGUACUCAGGAACGAUGGUCCAGUGCUCGUAAACUUUAUCAAACGAGAAUGA
This is a messenger RNA of Spodoptera litura, 3068 nucleotides long. NCBI's taxonomy places the organism in Eukaryota, Metazoa, Arthropoda, Insecta, Lepidoptera, Noctuidae. The record is from RefSeq and is a predicted model, not a curated record.